AUGUUCGUUCUAUCCUACUUGCCCUUCGCCAUUGCCAGUCUAAGCUCGGCCAUCGCAUACAGCGGAGGCAAUGGACAAUCCGCGUACGUUGGCUGCGUCGAUGCCAGCUACCAGCCUACCUCCGCCUUUACAGAGAAUGUCGGAGCGAAGGGGAUCGUCUCCGCUGUCGACUGUGCGGCUGCAUGUUUCGCCGACUCGUACACAUACUCGUUCUUUGGCGACUCUGGCGGCGCGCUCAAAUGCCUGUGCAGCAACACCAUCCCACCCACAAGCGCCGUCAGGACAGCAGGGGGAAGCACUGCCUCGGAAACGUCCGGUCAAUGUGAUGCGUCACAGCUGCCAGCAAUUCGGACAGCAACUUGCUCUUCAUCGCUCUUCAUCGGCUCUACUCAGGGAGUCGAGCAAUGCUUCCAAAGAUGCCCCGGCGCUACCCGAAUCUCGAUCGAUCUCAGCAACUACUUUUGCCGGUGCGCCAGCCACAAUCAGGCGAAGGCCGUAGACGAGUCCCAACGUACGGUAUGCGCGUCAGGUCGAUAUCACGUCUACAAUCGCGCCAACGCCAACACCAACCUCGGGCCGAGCGCUGGGGGGAUGGUCAGACGUCGUCUGCGCGAGCGCAUGUAUCAGGCAGCGAUGCGGGAGCAGGCCUUCUGUCCAAAAGGUCUGCGUGCGUGUAAGAUCCAGGGCACGUCAGGGUAUGAAUGUAUAGAUGUUGCGAGCGAGCUCGAAUCUUGUGGCGGCUGUAUGCACGGAGACUUCAACGCCGACGAAGAUAUCUCCAAAGGUCAAGAGUGA
Messenger RNA from Dioszegia hungarica, 795 nucleotides. RefSeq lists its product as uncharacterized. The coding region runs from base 1 to 795 and encodes 264 amino acids. The record is from RefSeq and is a predicted model, not a curated record. NCBI's taxonomy places the organism in Eukaryota, Fungi, Basidiomycota, Tremellomycetes, Tremellales, Bulleribasidiaceae. The transcript has 4 exons.